This is a messenger RNA of Knipowitschia caucasica, 777 nucleotides long. The record is from the annotation of a GenBank genome assembly. NCBI's taxonomy places the organism in Eukaryota, Metazoa, Chordata, Actinopteri, Gobiiformes, Gobiidae.
AUGCGCGCCAGCGGGCUCUAUUUGGUCCUGUUUGGACUUGCAGCUUCAGGGCUGCAGCAAAUUAGUGGGAUUAAGAUCUACACCUCUGGAGACAUGGAGGCGGUGAACGGAACAGAUACAAAACUGAAAUGCAGUUUUCAAACGUCAGCGACGAUCAACCCCCAAACUCUGACAGUGUCUUGGAGCUUCAGGCCUCUGAACAAGGGCCGCGAGGAGUCGAUUUUCCACUACCAGCAGAAGCCCUACCCGCCCAUAGAAGGCAUGUUCCGGAAGCGCGUGGCGUGGGCCGGGGACAUCAUGGGCCGGGACGCCUCCAUCAUCAUCCGAGAGGUGAAGUUCACGUACAACGGGACCUACACCUGCCAAGUGAAGAACCCUCCUGACGUGCAUGGGACGGUGGGAGAGAUCCGGCUACGCGUGGUCACUACGGCCUCGUUCUCUGAGCUGCUGUACUUGGCCAUGGCCAUCGGAGGCGGUAUCGCAGCUGUCGUGGUCUUGUUGGUCAUCAUUGUGUCGUGCAGAAGAUGCAAGAAGAAGCAGCGUCAGAGGAUGGAGAGGGAUGUGGAGGUGCCUUGUAAAGAGCGCAAAGAACUCAAAGAACGCAAAGAUCCCACAGUGUGCCAUCCCGCUCGCGCCGUACACCUUUACAUGUCCCAGACCUCCAUAGAGAUCGACAGCUCCGACGGCAUGAUCUCAGACCCCAGCACGGGCGACCCCAGCUCAUCCGAGGAGGACGAGAGGAGCACUGACGAAGACGACGGGGAUGACUCAGACUGA